UUUACAGUAAGGUUACCUUUAUACCGAGGCUACCUUCAGUGGCAAGAUGGCGGCCUCCAUCGCCCGUGUUGUCGGGCUACGGACGUUGGCAGUGAGUGCUUCCAGAGCCAGUGGUCUCUUGGCAAGCAAAGUAUAUUUCACUGGAGCAGUUGGACAGCCAAGUCUCCAGUCUUUAGGUGUUCUGUCAGCAAAUACAGGUUCUACUAGAUGCGGGCUUCACACCUCAUCAGUGUUGAUGUGGGACAAGAGGAAGAAUGCUUUUGGUUGGAUGAUGCACAAUAAGACGGUGUACCCUCCAACUCCAUUCGGAGAGGAACAAAGACCAGCAUUUUUGUGUCACAUGAAGUCAAAUAUCAAGUACAGUCCUAAAAAAAUGUGGUAUGUGGCCUGCUUAGUACGUGGGCUUAGGAUCGAUGAUGCCAUCAAUCAACUAAAAUUUGUUCACAAGAAAGGAUCGGAGGCUGCUAGAGAGACCCUCGAAGAAGCUCGAGAAUUGGCUGUUAAAGAACAUAAUGUAGAGUUCCCAAGUAAACUUUGGGUCUCGGAAUCAUUUGUCGGCAAAGGAAUGGUAAUUAAAGGUAUACGCCGACAUGCACGACGCAGAUUUGGAAAAGUAGAAUACAAGUAUUGUCACUACUUUGUGACAUUAGAAGAAGGCGACCCACCAGAACAUUAUUACCCAUUCCGGAGACCUCUGACACCUCAGGAAAUGCUGCAGGAAUGGAUGGAGAAUCAACGACGUCGUACUAUAGUCAAUUCUCUGUAAUUCUGCUAUUUUAUAAAAGUACUGUACAUUAUUAUAUGCUGAAGUUAGAUUUAAUCAUUUGUCAUGUAAUAAAACAAUUUCCAUUGAACUACAUCAUAAACAGCCGAGUUGGGUUGUAUGCGGUACACAUGGGCCAGAAUUCGUCAAGCAGUUACACGUCUACUUGUGAAGCCUGUACAACUUUUCCCAAAUAUAAUGGCUUAGUUUGCAUUUAUGAAAUGGUUCGAGCUCUGAAGGUUGUCUAUAACAACAAUUACCUUGGGGUGUGAAGUUUCAAAGCUCAUAAACUACUUACUGUAAUUACAGACAAAGCUGCCAUGAUGAAGGAAGGGAGAGAGGGAAUUAUCAGGGGGAAUGCACCAAGCCAUUAAGACUGUACAGUAUAGCACUUGGAAGGGGUCAGGAUAAGGGAUGGGGGGUGAGGAAUGGUGCCCAACCCCUUGGACAGUUGGGGAUCGAACGCCGACCCGCAUGUAGCGAGACUGUCGCUCUAAUGUCCAGUCCAAGUGAUUGGGCGGAUGUACAGGUUUUGCAUGUGGAGGCACACACUUGCUUGAUGAAUCCUGUGCCCUUUGUGUGAAUUUGAGGGAAUGCAGCUUUAAUGCAGUUUGGCCAUUAAGAAAAGACACCCUUGACAACAUUUUGUUACACUAGGAUUUGGUUUUAAGAAAUUUAUACAAUAUGCAUUAGUAACAAUAAAUGCAUCCGAAUUUAGAUUACUGAAAGGCAUUCACUAGUGUUUAUGUAGUGUAUUUGUUAAUAAACAGUUUUGUUUGUAUAAAGUUUUGAAUUGUUUGUGCCUCCAAGUAUGAAAUAGGUCUUUGGAAGUACAGAUGUAUUUUUUUUUUUUUUUUUUUUUUUUACAUUGUUUGAUUCAGGUAUGCUCGAUUUUGUUGUCAAGUUCAUCUUUGGUUACAGGCCAUUGAUUACACAGGUGAAAGGUUAAUUUGCAAAAAAAGCCUCCAGAUUUUUAGCCUCUGCCAUUGCAUUGCUCUUCAACAAAUCACUUGAACUCCAAACCUUUCCGGAUAUUCUAAAAAAAGCGAGAGUAACCCCAGUCCACAAAUGUGGUGAUCCCACUGAUGUCAACAAUUACAGAUCUAUAUCAAUUCUGCCAACCUUGUCAAAAAUAUUUGAAGAGCUAAUUUACAAGCAGUUUUUCUCAUAUCUAGCCAAACUCAAUAUUCUUAGCUCUUGCCAAUAUGGUUUUAGACCCAAUAAAAGCACUAACGAUGCA
Molecule: messenger RNA, 2003 nt
Organism: Procambarus clarkii (red swamp crayfish)
Lineage: Eukaryota; Metazoa; Arthropoda; Malacostraca; Decapoda; Cambaridae
Gene: mRpL22
Product: mitochondrial ribosomal protein L22
Biological process (GO): translation
Cellular component (GO): mitochondrial large ribosomal subunit; ribosome
Molecular function (GO): structural constituent of ribosome
Source: RefSeq, a predicted model, not a curated record